Molecule: messenger RNA, 2433 nt
Organism: Perca flavescens (yellow perch)
Lineage: Eukaryota; Metazoa; Chordata; Actinopteri; Perciformes; Percidae
Product: nuclear factor 7, brain-like
Exons: 2
Coding region: 11-1399 (462 amino acids)
Molecular function (GO): zinc ion binding; protein binding
Source: RefSeq, a predicted model, not a curated record
CCAGAGACAAAUGGCUUCCAGAUCAGAGAAGGAUCUCUGCUGUCCGAUCUGUCAUGAUGUCUUUAGAGAUCCUGUUGUUCUGUCAUGUAGCCACAGCUUCUGUAAAGACUGUCUGAAGAGCUGGUGGACCGAGAAACCAACACAGGAGUGUCCAGUUUGUAAGAAAAGAUCUUUGUAUGAACCAACUUGUAACCUAGUGUUAAAAAACCUGUGUGAGAGUUUCUUACUGGAGAGAGAUCAGAGAGCUUCAGAUACUCUCUGCAGUCUGCACUCUGAGAAACUCAAACUCUUCUGUCUGGACCAUCAGCAGCCAGUUUGUGUCGUCUGCAGAGAUUCAGAAAAACACUCCAGUCACAGAUUCAGACCCAUCGGUAAAGCUGCAAAACGCAAGAAGAAACUUCAGGAAACUCUGGAGUCCUUAAAGGAGAAGUUAAAGGUUUUUGAACAAGUUAAAGUGAAGUUUGAUCAAACAGCAAAACACAUGAAGGUUCAGGCCCGACGCACAGAGACGCAGAUUAAGGAUCAGUUUAAGAAGCUUCACCAGUUUCUAGAAGAGGAAGAGGAGGCCAGGAUGGCUGCACUGAGGGAGGAAGAGGAGCAAAAGAGUCAGAGGAUGAAGGAGAAGAUGGAGGCUCUGAGCAGAGAGAUAGCAGCUCUUUCAGACACAGUCAGAGCCACAGAGGAUCAGCUGAGAGCUGAAGACGUCUCAUUCCUGAUCAACUACAAGGCUGCAGUGGGAAGAGUCCAGCAGAGCCCCCUGCUGGAGGAUCCACAGCUGCUCUCAGGAGCUCUGAUAGACGAGGCCAAACACCUGGGCAACCUGAGCUUCAACAUCUGGAACAAGAUGAAGGACAUGGUCUCCUACACUCCUCUGGUUCUGGACCCAAACACUGCACAUCCAAGACUCAUCCUGUCUGAAGAUCUGACCAGUGUGAGACGAGGAGAGAAACAGCAGCUUCCUGAUAAUCCAGAGAGGAUUGGUGGUCAUUACCCCAUUGUCCUGUGCUCUGAGGGCUUUAACUCAGGGACUCACAGCUGGGAUGUUGAGGUUGGAGACAGUAGUUUCUGGUUUCUGGGUGUGUUAGCAGAGUCUGUCCUGAGGAAGGGAGACAUAGACUCUGGAUCAUGGAGCAUAUACCUUGAUACAGGUAUAUACAGAACAUGGUCACCACAACGCUCAAGCCCUGAUCUCUUUGUGCAGAAGAAGCUCCAGAGGAUCCGAGAGACUCUGGACUGGAACAGAGGAAAGCUGUCGUUCUCUGAUCCUGAUACUAACACACACAUACACACCUUCACACACACUUUCACUGAGAGGAUGUUUCCAUACAUUGACACUUGGAAUAAAGUCCCAAUGAAGAUAUUACCACUGCAGGUCUGUGUGACUGUACAACAAGAAUAGAUUAUUUUCGGGGUUUAUCUAAAAAGAUUAAACAGAUAAAAUCAGUAAAUUUGGACCAGAAAUCACUUUAUGAUUGACAGCAGCUUCAAAUGGGUUUUGGUGGUGGUGGUGGUGGGGGGGGCUUCCCUUUUGAUUAUAAAUUAUAUCUUUAAAGUGAUGUUUCUGCUGGAAAAAUGCAGUUGGAGUAUUGGCCGUAGCCGGAGGUAACUCCACUAAGGAGGCAAUCAAAGAUUAUCAACUAAAAGCAAGAAGCUUCACUAUGUUGGUGAUGAUGUCCCGUGGAAGGAACCUGACUGUUCUUUUUUGUUUGAGGUUUCUGUAGGGAAUCUCAAAGAGAAUGGUUGGGAUUUAGAGAGGAAAAGGAUCUAUUGAAAUUUAAAUUGUGGGGUUUGUUUGGGCUGGAUUGUACAAUACACUGUAUUGAACUGAAAUUACUUGUGUAUGUGGGUUUAUUGUGUCUGCUGAAACCUUACGAGUUACUCUGGUUGUUAGUAGGGGCUAAAUGAAAAUAGUCCUGUGUAUUUUUGACCUCUUCUUAAAGUUUCCCUCUGACUGUCACCCCGGCAAGGUCAAACCGUUACAAACUUCAACACAGAUUAUUAUUAUAAUAACUCUGUUUAUUCCAGAUUAUUGAUUGUUGUUGGUGAAAGUUAAUCUUACAGAAGGUUCUUUAGUUCAUGUUGUCAUUUAGGUAACACGUUAUAAUAAUCAUAUCAAAAAGAAAGGAUUACUGAUUAUUUGUUGACUAAUAUCUAAAUAAUGUUUAUAAAUGCUUUACAAAGUAUUCAUUAACCAUUAACAAAGAAGUAUAAUUAUUGACUUUAUAAUAACUUUCCAGAUGUUUCUUAAAGGUUUAAUCAUUAAUAAAUCAUUCAUACUGCAUCAGUACAGAUAUACUAUCUUCACUAAAGCAUCAAAAGUAGUCUUUCGCACCUAAGGAAUGAAAAAAUGAUAGCGUUGCUUGGACACCUUUUUUUCACUAACUGAUUGCUAGUGAGUGUUUAAUGUCAAAUAAACAGCUGACUAACUCUAAA